AUGUCUCGAAUCACGUACUUCCCCAAUAGGCUCUGGCACGGGAUAACCCUAAAUUUCCCGGAGAAUGACCUACAUUCUCUGCCCCCCUCAUCCCCUGAAUAUCCCGCAGAAUGGCCUCAUUCUCUGCCUCCUUCAUCGUGGACAGUGACACAUAAGAUUAGCGAAAAGUCCGGUGCGUACACUCAGGAAGAAGCAGAGGAAUGGUGUCAAUUCCCUCUCGCCCACGCAAGAUUCGAGUGUGAAAAUGUCGAGGACUCAAACGAGAAGGCUAUUCUUAGGGUGUUCAUGGAAAUCCCUUGUGUGGACACUAAUUGUCCUGCCGCCCCCCGGGGGACUUAUGGGAUUCCCAAUUGCGUGAGAAUAGCUGUUGUACUCCCCAAAACUAUUCAAUACAUGGAAGUGCCGCAGACCGAGAAUCGCCGCUUCUUCUUGCCAGGUGGUAAGAUAUAUUACAUGGUUUACAAUAAGCUCUCUGGGGUUCCUCUUGGUAAUGGGCUCAUCAGCUACACUGAAGACGGGAGAGCCUUCGAGGAAGGGCUCUUCUGGAGACUUCCUAGGGUUGAAAGAGAUCGAAUUCGCACCGCGUUCCAGGUCGCGUAUCUUGAGCAUAUCAGAAGCAAAGCGACUGCUGUUCCUUCAUCUCUAAGCAGGAUGCUCUGGGAUAGAGUAUCAGGAAAUAUUUAUAUUCAAGGCACCUUCGAACCGCUUGAUCUGCGGGAUAUAGCGCCAACGCUCUAUCAUAAGUUGGAUGAUUACGGACCAAAGGUGCUGGAUAUUUGGGGCCUGGCCAUAGCUCCGAAAGGAGAGGUUGAUUACAACGUUCCUAUAGCCGGACUCGAACAAAAGGGUUGGCUUCUUUGA
Aspergillus welwitschiae is the source of this 861-nucleotide messenger RNA. RefSeq lists its product as uncharacterized. The transcript is spliced from 5 exons. Bases 1 to 861 code for a protein of 286 amino acids. The record is from RefSeq and is a predicted model, not a curated record. NCBI's taxonomy places the organism in Eukaryota, Fungi, Ascomycota, Eurotiomycetes, Eurotiales, Aspergillaceae.